Messenger RNA from Lotus japonicus, 1496 nucleotides. Its product is annotated as protein AGENET DOMAIN (AGD)-CONTAINING P1. The coding region runs from base 108 to 1205 and encodes 365 amino acids. The transcript is spliced from 3 exons. The record is from RefSeq and is a predicted model, not a curated record. NCBI's taxonomy places the organism in Eukaryota, Viridiplantae, Streptophyta, Magnoliopsida, Fabales, Fabaceae.
UAUCUCUUUUUUGUGUAGUAUAGUAGCAAUCCAUUGAGUUUCAAAUUCCCGCCAACACAACACACAGACACAGACACAGGUGCGUGCGUGCGUGAAACCCUAAUCCGAUGGCACCCAAAUCUGCCACCGCCGUCUCGCCCUUCCUGAAACCCGGUACCGCGGUGGAAGUCUGUUCCGAAGACGACGGUUUCCGCGGCUCCUGGUUCACCGGCAAGAUCGUCCGCCGUCUCGCCAAUAACAAGGUCUCGGUGGAGUAUGAUAGCCUGACUGAGGACGACGAAGGCACCAAGCCCUUGAAAGAAACCCUGCACAUUCGCCAGCUCCGGCCACUCCCCUUGCCGGAGACUCAACAUGAGUUCAAAUUCGGCGACGAGGUGGACGCUUACCACAACGACGGGUGGUGGGAGGGUCAUAUAACUGAGGAAUUAGGGAAUGGUAGGUUCGCUGUGUAUUUCAGAGUCUCCAAGGAGCGGAUCGAGUUUCCGAAAGAGGAGCUGAGGACUCACCGUGAAUGGAUUGAUGACCAUUGGGAUCCGCCGUUCGAAUUGCCGAAGCAGGAGGAGCAGGUGAAUGAAUCGAACAAGGUGUUGUUGACACCGAAUGCGAAGUCUGAGGAAGCUGUGAACAAGGUGUUGUUGACACCGAAAGCGAAGUCUGUGGAAGCUGUGAACAAGGUGUUGUUGACACCAAAUGUGGAGUCUGAGGAAGCUGUGAACAAGGUGUUGUUGACACCAAAUGUGGAGUCUGAGGAAGCUGUGAAGCUGAAGAAGAAGGAGGAGUUGUUUUGCGUGGGGGCGUUGGUUGAGGUUAGCAGUGACGAAGAGGGUUUCCAAGGGGCUUGGUUUUCUGCCACCAUUGUCGAGGUUAUGGAACAGGAGAAGUUCCUGGUUGAGUACCAUAACCUGACUGAUGACGAUGGCCAACUUCUGAGAGAGGAGAUUGAUUCCCUGCACAUAAGGCCUCCUCCUCCGCCAGAAAAUGGUGUUGUUGCUCAAUUUAGUCGUCUUGACGAAGUUGAUGCUCUGCACAAUGACGGCUGGUGGGUCGGUGUGAUUUCUAAGGUUCUUGGUGACUCCAAGUAUAUAGUUUACUUCAGGGGCACCAAUGAAGAAUUGGAGUUUCAGCAAUCCGAGUUGAGGGUGCAUCAGGACUUCAUUGGUGGCAAAUGGGUUAUGGCUAAGGUAUAUGACUGCAUUGGUUUUUAGUUUUCGAGUUGUUCAGGCGCGUUGAAGUUGCGAACGCCAAAGAUAGCAAGAGAAAGAAGAAGAAACUCUGUUUUGGUCUAGCUAGUUGCCACGGUUGUGAAUAAUUGCAAAGAGAAUAGAACUCCUGUAUAGUUUAAAACUUGAACUCAUCUUUGCUAUGCUAAUGGUCAUUGUAGGUUGCAGAUCAAGUAUAGCUUAGCAUUUUUAAGGCUGGACCUUGAUUUUAGUUUCAUUACAUCAUGCUAUGGAAUUGCAACUUGUGCUUUUAGCUAUGCGAGUAGUAUUUCAUUU